AUGAGUUCUGUAAGUGCUGAAGAAAGAAACAAGAAUCUGCUACUGGAAAGGAAGAAUAGGUGGAAGCAGAAGAAGGCAGAACUUGAUGCUAAGAAAAAGCAGCAUGUUACUAACAACAAUUCUAGUCCAUCUUCGGAAGAAACAUUAAAGGCCAGACAAGCCAAACUAGCAAAAUGGAAGAAAUUGAAGAACUCGAAGGUUAAGGACAAACACUUGACUUUACAAGAAUCAACUAAAUAUUCCGCGGACAAGAGGAGGCGUGUCUUUGAAGAGAGUGAUGAGGAAGACGCCAUUCCUCCGCCAAAAUUAUACAGGCCUGAUAAUUCGACUGUGGAAUCGCCAGUUGUUAGUGAAAAAAAAGAUGAAGGCGAAGACCCUCUCGAUAAAUAUAUGGCGUCAUUACAGAAAGAUGAUAUACAAAGUGGCAGUCGUGUAAGCAAAGUUUUCGAUAAUGAUGAUGACGACGUGGAUGAUUACUUUCAUGAACAAGAUGUUAACGAAGAUCACAAUGAAGACAAUGAUUAUAUUCGCGUCAGAAAAUUAAACUCCAAAAAAAAUGUCAAGAAAGUGACGUAUUCAGUAGAACAUCUGGAGCCUUUUCAGAAGUCCUUUUAUGUGGAACCAGAGGAGAUCAAAAAGAUGACUGAUGAUGAAGUCAAUGAGCUUAGAUUAAGCUUAGAUAAUAUCAAAGUAAGAGGGGAGGGUUGUCCACGCCCGAUUCUCAAGUGGUCGCAUUUGGGUUUGACAACAGAUAUCAUGAAUUUGGUCUCUAAGGAAUUCAAGUUUAUCGCACCAACGCCCAUUCAGGCUCAGGCAAUGCCAGCAAUUAUGUCAGGAAGAGAUGUUAUUGGUAUUUCAAAAACGGGCUCAGGAAAAACAGUAUCAUUUCUAUUACCUAUGUUGAGGCAGAUAAAAGCGCAAAGGGCCCUUUCCAAAGAUGAAACUGGGCCGGUAGGUUUGAUAUUAGCGCCAACAAGGGAGCUGGCAGUUCAAAUUCACGAAGAAGUCGUUAAAUUUACUGACUCUAUGAUACACUCAAUAUGCUGCACUGGCGGUUCAGAGCUCAAACAACAAAUAAAUGAUCUAAAAAAGGGUGUUGAACUAGCAGUUGCAACUCCAGGUAGAUUUAUAGAUCUUCUCACUUUAAACUCUGGAAAAUUAAUGAAUACAAAAAGGAUAACAUUUGUUGUAAUGGAUGAAGCUGACAGGCUCUUUGACUUAGGGUUUGAACCACAAAUUACUGAAAUCAUGAAAACAAUUAGACCCGACAAGCAGUGUGUGUUGUUCAGUGCCACUUUCCCUACUAAACUAAAAAGUUUUGCGAUGCGAAUUUUACGUAAUCCAAUCAGCAUUACAAUCAAUUCAAAAAGCUUGAUUAAUGAAAAUAUCGAACAGCAAGUAAAAAUUUUGGGGACUGAUGACGAGAAGUUCCAGAAAAUGGUAUCUAUUUUGGCUAAACGAGUCAAAACUACCAAGGAUAAUCGCUUAGGCGAUGUAGAUGUUGACGAAAAAACAAUUGUUUUUGUUUCUAGUCAGCAAAUAUGUGAUUUAAUAUACCAUAAAUUAUCAGAUCAAGGUUUUGUGACUCAUGCUAUCCAUGCAGGGAAGCCUUACAAUGAGAGAGCAUCGAGCUUAGAAAAAUUUAAGAGUUCACCUAAUAGCAUUUUGAUUUGCACAGAAGUACUUUCUCGCGGGCUUAACGUACCCGAGGUUUCACUAGUCAUUAUUUAUAACGCGGUCAAAACCUUUGCACAGUACGUGCAUACAACUGGCCGGACUGCCCGGGGAACUAAUCAUGGUACAGCUUUGACACUUCUUCUUCAGGAUGAGUUUGCAGCAGCUUAUAUUAUUAACAAAUCAUUACGGGAUCCGGAAAAGCUCAACAUGAACCCCAUGGAUUUACAAGCUCUCCAGAACAUGAGUUUGAACUUUGAAAGCGGUAUGAAAACUGGAAAAUACAGGUUAGCUAAAGGAUUUGGGGGCAAAGGCCUGGACCACAUGGAAAAGCUGAAUGAUCAGAAACACAGUGAAGAGUUGAAAAAUUAUGGUUUGAAGGAUCAGCAGUCUGUUUCUUCAAUAGAUGAGUCCAAUGUUGACACUGACGCCGGACAGGGUCAAGUUCCUAAGUUACAAUAUGUUGUUCUCCAGAACAAAAAUCCUGACGGAAAUGUGACAUACAGCGCGGAAGUCAACGUCAACGAUCUUCCUCAAUUAGUUAGAUGGGAAGCAACGAAGAACAAUACUUUAGUAUCUAUAAGACACGAAACGGGCUGCAGCAUAACAAACCGAGGGAGGUUUUAUGCUGAUGGGGCUGGUCCUAAAUCAAAAGAUGAUGAGCCUAAGUUAUAUCUUCUGAUAGAAGCUCAAGAAGAAAAGGAUGUUAGACUGGCUAUAGAUUUGCUCGAGGGAAAGGUUAGAGAGGGUGUUAAGAAGGCUACUGUUCAAGAAGCCAAAAGCGGUAAGUUUUCAUUGUAA
This is a messenger RNA of Lachancea fermentati, 2475 nucleotides long. The record is from the annotation of a GenBank genome assembly. NCBI's taxonomy places the organism in Eukaryota, Fungi, Ascomycota, Saccharomycetes, Saccharomycetales, Saccharomycetaceae.